CAAAAGCCGUGGCAAAACUAUGGGAAGCAUGGAUCUCAUUCGGAAUACAAAGACUUUGGACGAUCUUUUUAAGUUAGAAAGUUGCCCUUCUUUUGGGGGAAUUUGCGAUGGCUACUGCUAGAAGAGAAGACCCGUGUCUAAAGGAACUGUGCUGAAAGUAGCUCAUUCAUGGAGUAAAGGGAGUCGUUUGGGGAUCAUGAGUACAGGAAUGAAGAAACCGCCGGUCGCCCCCAAACCCAAGCUGGUUCAACCGCAGAAAACGUCUCCUCCCCCUAUCGCCCCAAAACCUGAAAUUUUGCUGCCUUCACCCUCACCUUCUGCGAUAAAGAGAGGAAAACCUGCUGUUGCCCCCAAACCAUGCCUCCCCAAAGUCAACCCUCUGAUUCCUCAGAAGCCUCUCCAGACAAGGCAAGAUCCCUGCAAGACCCAGCAUCCUCCUGUCUCCAAAAACGGGGGUCCCGCUGUACUCCCCUUACCCAUAUCACAUUACAUUAUACCUCCCUGCCCUCAAGGUUAUCACCUUGGCAACAGCAACUCAGAGGGUUCGAAGGAAAUAAGUGGAACAGCAGAGGUAGGUGUUGUCAAAGAGGGCGACAGCCCAAAAGAACAGCUGUUCUACAAUGACACGGGGGAACAUGCUGCCCAUCCCGAAUGGGAACAAAUACAUGCUCCCACAGACUCAUUUCACACUUCCACAGGUAAAGCGGAAGAAACACACACUCCUACACCAGAAAAGGACCAAGCGGGUACAGAAAUACAAACUUUAGAGGGCAUAAAGCAUAAACAACAAAGCCUUGUUGAACCCCUUCAAAAGCAAGACCAGUUUGUGGAGCAGAACAAGACCGGGAAUUCUGUUGCUAGCUCCUGCUUCAGUGGAAUUGUUGGCAUUUGUGUCCCCACACCACCUAGCAAGCCACUCCCCGUACCUCAACCACGAUGCCCUCGGAGGGCACUUCUUAGGCAGAAAGUUGUGGAAAUUGCACCCUUGGAGGAUACUCAAGCAGAUACACUUGCAGAAACUUCUGAACGACUUCAAAUAGGCACACCACUGGAAAAUCCUGCCAACACUUCAAAAACAUGUUACACCCACACGGACACACCCCUAAAUACAUGUUCCCCUAAAGAGGACAUGGAAAACACGGACACUGACUCUUCAUGUAACACGGAUCCUUUGCACACGAUAGACUCUUCUCUCAGUGCACAUACUGAAGACACACCUUCUCACCUAGACUCCAUCCAUUAUUCCACUCCGACAAAUGGUGUAACUCUAGCUUACAUGGACACAGCUGAGGAGGAGGAGUCACAACCUCCAGCUCCGCCCCCUCGACAUAAGUCCCUCCCACAAAUGGCCUCAUCAUCAGUGGAUAGUCUACCUUUGCAUUGUCACUUGGAGCCUCACAGUUCUGAGAUUAAGACCUGUGAGGAUGAAGAAGACGAUGAUGAAGAUGAUGGAAUAUAUGGAGAUUUCGCUCGAUACCCAAUAACACGGAGUCUUCCAAAACAGAUUAAGCUCAGCUGUGGAACACAAGUUGCGGCAAUAACCAAGACACCUUCGGACGGGGAGGAGAGGUCUCCGAAGGUCAUGCCCAAGAAGCCCCAACGGAAUAGCCUUCCCGCAUCCGCUGUGUUGCGGAACCAAAAAACGCCUCCGCAAAUGCAUAUGCCUCCACCACUCCCCCAGUCCAGCCCUCCUGUAUUCAGAGAACUCCCUGCACCUCCUCAGGAGAAACCGUCGUGGCGGGUGGCCCUGCCUAGCAUUCCUCUCUUUAGCAGAAACCAACCAACUCGCAGUAACAGCCAACCACAAGCUGGAGGCGUGGGACCUGUAUUUGUCAAACAGAGGGCAAAGUCAUUUUCCUCGGCAGAUCUUCAGCGAGUGGACAAUGGUUCUGGAUCUACUGAGCCAUUGGUGCGAUCCGAACAAGGACGUCGUAGUUUGCGAAAACUUUUAGAACUGCGCGUGUGUGCACGCUUACUUCCGAAGUUGCUUCGCAGUGGACAGUCCCUGGAUUGCACUCGGGCUGAUGCAGAGUACGAGGACCAUAAAGACACACCCACUAACCAGGUCGCACCUAGCGAUGGUGAAGUAGCUCAGGGUGAUAGCGAGGUGGACUGGGGGUUCGAAUAUGAGAAUGUAUAUGAGAGGAUUCCAGAGUACAUGAACCUGCCAUGGGUUUACGCCAACCAGGACUCGGUUACAGGAGUAUAUGAAGAGCAGGAACCAUGCGAGGUGAACAGAUGUUCGGGGAGCGGUGAUCUGUCAGAGGAUGGUUUGAGCUCUAAUGAGGAAGAGGAUAACAGCUCUAACUCCAGCAAGGAGGAAAUGAGCCAAUCAAAAGAUAAAGAGGAGAUAGAGAGGGCAAAGAAGAACAAGGUGGUCCACAUCGCCAUGGAGAUCAUGAGCUCAGAGAAAGUAUUUGUGGAUGUUCUGAAGUUGCUUCACAUUGAUUUCCGGGAUGCGGUUGCCAAAGCAACUCGUGCUAGCGGGAAGCCGUUAGUGGAGGAGAAAGUGUUGAAUCAGAUCUUGUACUAUCUGCCUCAACUUUAUGAACUUAAUAAAGACCUGCUGAAAGAACUGGAGGAGAGAGUAGCCCACUGGUCUGAUCACCAGAGGUUGGCUGAUAUCUUUGUUCAGAAGGGUCCGUACUUGAAGAUGUACUCCACCUAUAUACGAGAGUUUGACCAUAACGUGGCUCUGCUGGACGAACAGUGCCGCAAAAAUCCUCCUUUUGCCAAUGUUGUACGUCAGUUUGAGAUGAGUCCUCGCUGUGCUAGUCUGGCAUUGAAACAUUACCUGCUCAAACCAGUGCAGAGGAUCCCUCAAUACCAACUGCUGCUUACAGAUUAUUUGAAGAACCUUCCUGAGGAUUCGUCCGACUACAAAGACACACAAACUGCUCUUGGUGUGGUGAAGGAAGUUGCAAACCAUGCAAACGACAUUAUGAAACAAGGGGAUAACUUUCAGAAACUGAUGCAGGUUCAGUACAGUCUCAACGGUCAUCAUGAAAUUGUGCAGCCUGGCAGGGUUUUCUUAAAGGAGGGAACCCUGAUGAAACUCUCCAGAAAAGUUAUGCAGCCGAGAAUGUUUUUCCUGUUUAAUGAUAUUCUGCUGUAUACGACACCAGUGCAGUCCGGCCAGUAUAAAGUCAACAGCAUGCUCUCUCUGGCUGGUAUGAAGGUGAGCAAGCCGAGUCAGGAGGCUUAUCAGAAUGAGUUAAACAUUGAGAGUGUGGAGCGCUCCUUCAUACUGUCUGCCAAUUCAGCCACAGAGAGAGAUGAAUGGUUGGAAGCCAUCGCUAAAGCAAUAGAUGACUACACCAGAAAGAAGAUUUCAUUCUUCUCCAGCAAAAGCCAAGAGUUGGAGGGAAUUUCUGACGAUGGUCUUCCGCUGGGCUCUAAAGCUCCAAUCUGGAUUCCAGAUUUGCGGACAACCAUGUGUAUGAUUUGCACCUGUGAGUUCACGCUUACCUGGAGACGUCACCAUUGCCGUGCCUGUGGAAAGGUGGUGUGUCAGGCGUGUUCCUCUAAUAAAUAUUACCUGGAAUACCUGAAGAAUCAGCUGGCACGAGUGUGUGAUCACUGCUAUAUUAAACUACAACACAAGGGUGACCAAUCCAAUGUGACCGUUUCACCUAGUGGGCGGAGUUCCACAUUUGCUUUUUCUAGAAAACAGAAGAAGAUUCCUUCAGCCCUCAAAGAGGUGUCGGCCAACACUGAAAACUCUUCUAUGAGUGGAUACCUACAAAGAUCCAAAGGUCACAAGAAGCCCUGGAAGAGACUGUGGUUUGUCAUCAAGAACAAAGUUCUCUACACUUACGCUGCUAGCGAAGAUGUUGCAGCGUUGGAGAGUCAGCCGCUGCUGGGCUUUUUCCUCAGAGAGGAGAAGACGGGGCCGGCUCAAAAACUACAGUUUAAACUUUACCAUAAAAACACUCUCUACUACAUCUUCAGAGCUGAGGAUAUCCCCACCGCUCAGAGGUGGAUCGAGGCAUUUCAAGAGGCCAUGAUACUUUGACUGGUCUGAUUUGAAUUCAAUAUUGAAUUAUAUAUUUUUUUUUAAAGUUGCUCAUCUGGGUCUUCCUCUGCCUCUAGACUGUGGACACAGGCAGUGAGUCAAGAAGGCACAAAUCAAUUCCAGUGUGAUGCAAUGGAUGCUGGUAGAUGUAGUUUAUACAGUUUAUCUAUCAUAAGCAACCUAAUGAAGGUAAAAUGACAAUGAGUGGCUAUUUAAUCAGACUGCCUCUACUGUAUUUUAAAAAUGUGAGGUAAUUAAUCCAUAGUUCUUAAUGUAAUUUUUGGUAACACUGCCUCUGUGUGCCAUGUCCUUUUGGUGCUUAAUGUUAUCAUGAAACCAGCACAAAAAGCGAACCGGUUCUCAAAGUUCAGAAUCUGAUUGGAUUUUGUGAGCUCUAAAUAUUGAAGCUUUUAUUGACUCCUGAUCAUGAAGUUUACCUACAGACCAUUUUUAAAAUCUAUAUUUAUGCCCACCAUUAGAACACUUGAGUUUUUGAACACUCCAACAUGGUGUCAUAGGGACAUGAUACAAACUGUAACUACAGACAGUUUGAACAUAAUUGGAGGCAUAAUUUGUUGCCUGAUGGUGAAAAUUGUAAAUGUGGUCACAGGUGUCAUUCAUAGUUAAGUCUGAAAGUGCAUGAGCAAGUAUGACACAAGGAAUGGAGAUUUUAGAUUCAACUGUGAAAGCUGGGAGAAAGAAGGCUUAAAAUAAUUGGGCCUCAUUCAUGAAACAUCAGCAGAACUAAUUUGUGCAAAUUGUUCAUAAAUCCAUUUUUACAUACAUUGUCGCAUUCAAUUAAGACAAAAAACACGUUUUCGUUAAUUGCCACAUUCAAUGCAUAAAUCAUUCGCAAAACCAUUCUUACUAAACUGUCACAUUAAGGGCCUUUUUCAUGAAACACAAGCAGAACGAGUUUGUGCAAAUCAUUCAUAAAUCCAUUACUACGUAAAUUGUUACAUUUUAAUUGAAUGCAAAAUUUUACUUCUAUUGGUUUUAUGAAGAAUUUACACAAAUUCGGUCUGCUUUGUGUUUUAUUAGACCCUCAAUGUGUCAGUCAUUCAUAAAACACAUGCUUGUGUAAAUUAUUGCAUUCAGUGUGUAAAUCGUUUGCAAAACAAUUCUUAAUAAAUUGCCACAUUCAGGGCCUUAUUCAUGAAAAACAAUUAGAGUGUAUUUGUAAAAAUCGUUCAUAAAUCCAUUCUUGCAUACAUUGUCAUGAUUCAUUUAAUGCGACAAUUUACUUAAAACAAAAAUACGUUUUUGUAAAUUGCCAUAUUCAGUGCGUAAAUAAUUCGCAAAACAAUUCUUACAAAAUUGUCACAUUCAAGGCCUAAUUAAAACAUGAGCAGAACAAAUUGAUGCAAAUCCUUCAUAAAUCCAUUACUAAGCAAAUUGUUGCGUUUAAUUUAAUGCAACAUUUUUCAUUAGAUUCGUUUACAAAGAAUUUACACAAAUUCGUUCUGUUUGUGUUUUAUUAGGCCUUCAUUGUGUCACUCAUUCAGAAAAACAUUCUUGUGUAAAUUGUCGCAUUCAAUGCGUAUAUCGUUCUUAAAGCAAUUCUUACUAAAUACAUUCAGUGCCUUGUUCAUGAAAAAUGAUCCGAACAAAUUUGUGCGAAUUGUUCAUAAUGCCAUUCUUACGUUCGCACAUUUAAUUGAAUGUGGCAUUUUACGUAAAAUUGGUUUAACGAAGGAUUUAUGCAAAGUCGUUCUGCUUGUAUUUCAUGAGGCCUUCAGUGUAAAAUACAUGUUUGCGUAAAUCGUUACAUUGUUGCAAAUGAUUUAAGCAGUUAAUGCGACAACUUGUCUAAGAAUUGUUUUAUGAAUGAUUGAUGUAAAGUUUCGUGUAAGAAUGGUUUAAUGACUAUUUACACAAAGGUUUACGUUAGAAUGGUUUUACGAAUGAUUUACACAAAUUCAUUUUGCUCGUGUUUGGUGUUCGCUUUUUUAUUGAAAAUCUUUUAAUGAUCUUCAUUUUUUUUAUAAAACUCUUUUGUACAAUGUAGGCCUUUUGACUGAUGUUCUAAACCUUAUACUGGACUGAACUGGAAGUGUACAUAUUCUGUAAAUGGUAAUAUAAUGCAGGUGUAUUUAAAAUAGUUCAGGAUGUUUAGUGGCCUCCAUGAAUUAUGGAUAGGAAAGACACAGUGCCAGGCUUGCUCACUGACUUAGUACUGUUUUUAACUUUUUCUAUAACACACAGUGCAUCGGCUGUGAACAUAGAAAUAAAAGCUAGUGCUCUUAUCAGGAAAAGAUAUAACACACGUUUUCACUCUUUAAUUAUUCUAAAGCACCUUGUUCAGGAUCGCAUCUCCUAACACUUUGACAACAGGAAUGAACUGAUGAUUAUUUUCGUUGCAGUUUUCUCUAAGGUCCUCUAAGCACAGCAAGCCACUGAUCUUUUUUCACUGUUUAAAGUGCAACACAUCCAAGAAAUUUUGUUUUCCAUUGAUAUGGUUCCAUAUGGAUCACUUUUGUGUGUUGAAUGUUUGUUUACAUUUUGUUUUUUGAGUGUUUCAAUUUUGGCAAACUUUACAUACACUGUUAUGUCAAAAAAGUUAUUCCUUUGUUUGUACCAUGUUUUAAGUGUUCCACUUUAAAGAUAAAUGUAUGUUUCUGGUCAUCAUGGCACUGGUUGUUCAUUGUUGCAUCCCAAAGUUGAAAUUGUGUAGAUCACAAAAUGUUUUACAUCCUAAAUUAAUCUGUUAGUACCUAAGGAUUUCAAGGGAGUAGGCCAAUGUAAAUGUAAAGUGCAAAUACAUUUUAAUAAAUAAUGUAAUGUAAUGAAAUAA
Myxocyprinus asiaticus (Chinese sucker) is the source of this 6809-nucleotide messenger RNA. Its product is annotated as FYVE, RhoGEF and PH domain-containing protein 6-like. The record is from RefSeq and is a predicted model, not a curated record. Gene Ontology annotation, cellular component: cytoplasm. Bases 197 to 4015 code for a protein of 1272 amino acids. The transcript is spliced from 21 exons. NCBI's taxonomy places the organism in Eukaryota, Metazoa, Chordata, Actinopteri, Cypriniformes, Catostomidae. Gene Ontology annotation, molecular function: metal ion binding; guanyl-nucleotide exchange factor activity.